Messenger RNA from Lepidothrix coronata (blue-crowned manakin), 818 nucleotides. RefSeq names its product pre-mRNA-splicing factor clf-1-like. The transcript has 3 exons. The record is from RefSeq and is a predicted model, not a curated record. The coding region runs from base 335 to 628 and encodes 97 amino acids. Lineage: Eukaryota; Metazoa; Chordata; Aves; Passeriformes; Pipridae.
UUCUUGCAAGGUCAGAAUACCAACAAUAACAAAAAUAGUUAAGUUUGCAUGUAUUAGUUCAAAAUGUUGGAGAAUAAUUGGCAGAAGAAAAGUAGACCCUAAGCUUAUGACUAAUUUUUGCAGUUAAAAAAAAUGAGUAGGGAGUUCUAAACUGUUGAUUUGUGAGUUUUCUGAACAGCAGAAGCAUAGAAAUCUGUUUUCUGAUUGACUUCUCUGAACUGGAGAGAAGCUGCUGUGGGCAUUCAGCUCCUUCCCAGCAUGAGGGGAUCCAGGCAGGAGGGUGAUCUCCUGAACCCCUUCCCCUGGCUAAGUUCCUGCCCACAUUUUUGUCUCCAUGGGUACGAGGAGCUUUGCUGAUUCACAGAAACUAAGCCAAGCCCAAGGAUGGAGGAACUUCUGCAGAACACAGUGUGAGCUCUGGCUGGAGACUUUCUGGAUGAGUUGGGAGGAAGGCAGGCCGGCAGCCACAGCACAAGCCCUUACAACCACUGUUCCCAGAUCCCACUUCUGGUUCCACGCUCGCCCUGAACAGUGUUAUCUGAAGGUUCUUUGGAAAACCUACAUUGACCUUGAAAUUGAGCAAGGGGAGUACAAGAAAACAAGAAACCUUUACCGCAAGUUACUUUAGCAGAUACAGCACGUCAAGGAACAUGUGGGCACCCAGGACACAGAAUUGGUCUUGAAUCUGGUCCACAAUGAGAAAAACCCUUGACUGCCUUGCAUGUACGGCUUCUUCAACUCAACAGUGAACAAUUCAAUCCUAUGCCUGUGCCAUGAAGAGAGGAAAGACUUUUCUCCAAGUUUCUUGGGUAUUGUAC